Molecule: messenger RNA, 3084 nt
Organism: Alosa sapidissima (American shad)
Lineage: Eukaryota; Metazoa; Chordata; Actinopteri; Clupeiformes; Clupeidae
Gene: hmox2b
Product: heme oxygenase 2b
Exons: 7
Coding region: 332-1261 (309 amino acids)
Biological process (GO): heme catabolic process; heme oxidation; response to oxidative stress
Molecular function (GO): heme oxygenase (decyclizing) activity; heme binding
Source: RefSeq, a predicted model, not a curated record
UAUGAUAUAACAUUACUAUAUCUAUCUAAUAUUUUAAACGAUUUUGAUGUGAUUAUAAAGUUUAAUCAUCAGUAGUUAGAUGUUUUGAUACUUCUGUUAUUGCAUGGUUAUAACCCUGUUGGCAGAGCAUUAGUUUUUCCCAAGACAUUUGUGAAGCAACUAACAAACAUUAGCCUGUCAGCUAGCUAGCUAGCUAAGGCGCCUCUUGCUAAAUGUUACAGAGAAUCAGCUAUCAGAGUCUGCAAGUACGUGCCUGGAGAAGGUCAGAACUCCCACACAACACAACCUCUACAGAAUUGAAGAAUAAGUGUAGCCUGUGGUUGAAUGAAAGAUGGCGACUGAGAAGGUGGGAAACGGAACUGGAGUAGCUUAUGACAAGAAGGAGGAGGAUGAUGUCAGGCCAGAUGACCUGUCUGAGCUGCUGGCUGCAGGCACCAAGGAUAUCCAUGAGAAAGCAGAGAACAACCAGUUUGUCAAAGAUUUCCUGAGAGGCCGGAUCCGCAAAGAGCUCUUUAAGCUGGGGGCAGUUGCCUUGUAUUUCACUUACACAGCCCUGGAAGAGGAGAUCGAGAAGAACAAAGACCAUCCCCAGUUUGCUCCACUUUACUUCCCCACAGAGCUGCACCGGCAUGAAGCCUUGGCCAGGGAUCUGGAGUACUUCUAUGGUCCAGACUGGCAGAACGUGGUCAGCUGCUCCCCUGCCGCACAGCACUAUGUGGACCGCAUCCACGAGGUGGGCCAGUCAGACCCUGUUCUGCUGGUAGCCCACUCAUAUACCCGCUACAUGGGUGACCUGUCAGGUGGCCAGGUGCUCAAGAAAGUGGCACAGCGGGCGCUGAAGUUGCCAGCCACAGGGGAAGGGCUGGAGUUCUACCACUUUGAAGGGAUCCACAGUGCCAAGGCCUUCAAACAGCUGUAUCGUAGCCGGAUGAAUGAGCUUGACCUAGAUGCUGCUACCAAGGAGAAGAUAGUGCAGGAGGCUGUUCAUGCCUUCCACUUCAACAUUGAGGUGUUUGAGGAGAUGGAAGAAAUUGGGAAAACUUUGAAGGAUGAGGUGAUGGACGCAGGCAUGCCCGUUCACGGAGCUAUGGAUGGAGACAUAAAUAAAUGCCCCUACUAUGCUGCUAAAAUGGCGGCCAGUGGUGGGUCAGCGUACGCCUGUCAGAUGGCCAUGUCCGUCCUCCGACAUCCCACUGGCCAGGUCCUACUGGCGGCCUGGGUUGCUGCUUUGGCCGGAUUGGCAGCCUGGUACCUCAUGUGAUCCCAUCUAUACCAAGUAGGAAUGCUGCAGGGAAUUGGGAGAAGAGCUUUUCAAUGAAGAUUGCAGAAGGGCAGGAAGAGUAGGGGCUGGCAGCUCAGUUGAGAUGAAAUCCCCCCCACACCCCUUUAUGGAUGACUUCCUCUCCUCCAAAUCAUCUCUUGCUCUUCUCUAAGUCCUUUAGUUCCCCGAGGUCCGUCCUGUGAACUUGCAUCAUUGAGUGUGCUGUUCUGCCCUACCACUCUACUAUUAUCUCCCAGUGUCCACAUGGAGGACGCUCAUUGUACUCUUGCCACAAAUCAGUGUUGUAUACGGUUAAACAAACAAACAAAAAAAAAACAACAAUCUUGGGUGGAUAAUGGAUUGUUGUCUGGCCAGAAGUGGCAAGUGAAUGGGUAUAAAACAUCAUUACUGAGAAUGACAACGGACAAAGUGAUGAGUUGAAAUUUGCUGUAAUGCAAAUACACACAACACAAGUAUGAUUUUGGUUUGUGAACUGGCUAUUGAAGAGGCCAUGGGAUGGAGUUUGAUGGUGUUAUGUUCCUUGCAACCCUAUAUCAAUUUGAUGCACAAGUUAAGAAUAAUUUUUAGACAGGUCGUAUCAUCGGUCAUCUGCAAUAAGUAGAUGAACGCCUCAUCCCUCCCUGCCGAGCUGCAGGAUUGCACUUGUAGUAUCAGUCACUCCAAGGCUCCCACUCUUGGGUGUGAGUCAAGCGUCCAUUCACCACAACUCAGUUAAGUCAGUUACCUUCUUAAUUAAUUGAAGCAAUGUCUGUAUUCCUUACGUUGUCAUUUGAUAACAUGUUCAAUUUAUUGACCAAUGGUUGGUCUAUUGGUUAAACCCCUGACUCUAUGCCAUAAUGAUACCUCAUAUAAGGUUAAUGAAACUAACUUUACAUUGUUGGUGGUUUUAUACCUACUAAUUAGAUUCAGAGGUCACUUGAAUGCAAAUAUAUACUGGUAUGCAGUUAAAAAUGGGCCCCAGCACAAUAAAGUAAGAUACUGCCAUACAUUAGUUAAGUACUUAAUUAGGAAAUCAUUCAGUAGUCCUGCCAGGCAGUUGCAUAGACAGGUAGAAUGUGUGGCUUGAAAUACUGCUAAGGCUAUGGUUGGCUUUUUUGUCUUGUCCACAGCAGUUAAUAGUCUGCAUGUGGGGUCUUUGCCUUAGCAAUAACUUGUGUGAAUGAUUUUGAAGGUGCAGCACUAGCUGCUAAGAAUACCAGUUGCAAUGUAUUAUGGCAUUAGUUAUGGUAUGUUCGAUGCAAAUUUAGAUUAAGUCCUUAUUUCUUUAAUUUCAAACCUUAGGCCAAGCUGUGGAACAGCAUUGCAUUUUUCAUUGGUUCAAAGCUUUGGUAUGACAACGUGUUGUGCACAUUGGUUACUUAAUGCUAGCACGUAUCUUAGAAUUUUGGGAACAGUGUGGACCGUCCAAGGGCAGAGAGAGCCCAUGAACUCCAUCAGUAUUAAAUAUUGCAAUUCAUCAAGACUGAAGAAUGCUUGUAUCACAGUCAGCUUCAUAACAACUGUGGUUUGUGAAGAAACACAUUGUUUGCCUCCAUUGCACAGGCCAGCAAAUAAGGCGCAUAAGUAAAACCACAUUCCCUAGUGCCACAGCAUUAGGAUUCAUUGUCAGAUUGAAACAAUUUACAUAUGACCUGCUGUAUGUGUGCCUGCUUGAGAACGGUUGAGCUGCUGUUCAAUAAUCUAAUCCAUCCAAAUUGUGCAAUCUAUCCAGCAUCAUCAGUGACAAAGUUAAUGCCAGUUUAAUGCUAGCUAACAGUUAGCUAGCUAUCAGUAUACUUGUGAAAUAAACUGUGCUAAGAGUC